AUGGCUGCUAAGAAACUGCGAAGAGCAAAAUUGUCUCCGGAGCUGUGUGAAAGGCUGGGUCGCCAUCAGAUCACUACCUGUCAGGACUUUUUAUGUCUUUCACUAUUGGAGCUAAUGAAGGUGACGGGGCAGAGCUACAGCAAUGUGCAGAAGCUUCUUUGUAAAGUCAGCCUAGCUUGUGCUCCCAAAAUGCAGACAGCUUAUGAAAUGAAAGUGAGGAGGGCUGUCAAUCCCUCCUCAGCAUUCUUGUCCACCAGCUUGCACGGUUUGGAUAAAGUCUUGCAUGGAGGAGUGCCCUGUGGAUCCCUCACAGAGCUAACAAGCCCGCCAGGUUGUGGCAAAACUCAAUUUUGUAUUAUGAUGAGUGUUCUGGCUACGCUACCUGUGAGCAUGGGAGGACUGGAUGGGGCUGUUAUAUACAUUGACACCGAGUCUGCGUUCAGUGCUGAAAGGUUGCUCGAGAUAGCAGAAAGCAGAUUCCCUGCUUAUUUUGACUCAGAGGAAAAGCUGUUUUCCAUGACGCGCAGCAUUCACCUGUAUCGGGAGCUGACCUGUGGCAGUGUGCUGAAAAGGAUUAAAUCUUUGGAAGAAGAAAUUAUUUCAAAGAAGGUUAAGCUCAUAAUAAUCGAUUCUGUUGCGUCAGUUGUCAGAAAGGAGUUUGAUCCAAAGCUCCAAGGCAACCUGACAGAAAGAAGUAACUUCUUGGCUAAAGAAGCAUCACUGUUGAAGUAUUUGGCAGAGGAGUUCUCAAUACCA
Messenger RNA from Tinamus guttatus (white-throated tinamou), 756 nucleotides. The record is from RefSeq and is a predicted model, not a curated record. Lineage: Eukaryota; Metazoa; Chordata; Aves; Tinamiformes; Tinamidae.